AUGGACACCUUUGCGAAGUCAAAUAAUCUGAAUAUUUAUGCAGCUAAAAACCACGGGAAAGAGCAGGAUAAUUUAAGGGGCUUUCAUUGAGACUCCUGAGUAAUGGCUCUCAGACAGCUACUGGCUUGUGACAGAUGAUUUACACAUUUGGGCCAAAACUUAGUGAAGCUAUUGAUGUUCCAGUUAAAUAAUGUACUUGAUCCUUGUAAUGCUCCAGUUAGGAGGAAAUAAGUCUAUUUAUUCUGAAAAUACAAAUGAUGAGGACUCAUCUUUCGCCAGACGUAAGAAAUCUCAGAAUAUUAGAAAGAGUCGGAAUUUACAGGCCUUCAAUAGUGCUGAACAGCAUAACAAAACUUUAAUGAGCAAAAAUAGUAAGCAUUUUAAAGAAGACGCGACUGGUUUCAGACUAAGAGGAAAUAAUAACUUGAAUUCCUCAAUCCAGUUCUCUGAGAGCAAGGGAGAUAUCACUCCAAAUACGCACGUUAGUGGGAACUUCAACGAUAACUUCAACUCUGCUGCAAACGCAACAGGUCACAGGCAAAUCAGGUCAAAGAAAAGGCUACUCAGACAAGCUUCGAGAACGCUUAAAGUGAAGAAAAGGUCAACUCUAACGAAGAAGCAGAUUAUUAAAUAAGUCCAUGUCCUUGAUAAAAUUGGGUUUUUUGAAGAAGCUUAAAGACAAGAUCAAGCAACAGGGGAAAGACUCAGAGGCCACAGAAGAUGAUAAUCCCCAAAAGGACAGUCCCGUUCUGGUUCCAAAGUCUAAGAAGUCAGCUAAAUUAACAUUAGAGCCGAUUAAGCUGAAGCAAAGGUCAAGCGGGUCCGACAAGAGUGACUAUGUAAAGCAAGAGCCAAAUACAUCCCUCAAGGAGCUCAAGGAGCUUUCUAUUAGCAAAUGUUCAAAGAAGAGGAGUAAGAACAAGAAGGUAAAUUUGAAAAUCCUCGCUAGAAGAUCAAUGAAUGAAGCCGAUAGGUCGCAUACAGGAAGUACUGGGAAGUCUUCAAAAUCCUUCAAGGUUGAUUAAGGGAGUAACUUGGCAUACCAACCGCCUUCUUAAUUCGAGUGUCUUAAUUAUGUAAAAUUUAG
Molecule: messenger RNA, 1087 nt
Organism: Moneuplotes crassus
Lineage: Eukaryota; Ciliophora; Spirotrichea; Euplotida; Euplotidae
Source: the annotation of a GenBank genome assembly